CCUUCGCGCUGCACCCUUCCGAGAUAUUGACAGCUCAGUAGUACCCAGCACUCCCUCGUUGCCUUUUAGGUGGGCAUUCGUAAACCCAUGCUGAGUCAGGUUAAAGCGCUCCGAAGAAUCGGUCGGAACAAUUCGGAUACCUGAGGCGGCUCGGACAAGUCCGUCAUUGGAGAUACCGUCGAAGGCUAUCAGAAUAAGAGUAAACGGCUUCAAAUAAACUAACAAAGGAGGUUUACCCCUAUAUUUCAUGGCCGCUGGGGAUGGUGCCCAGCUGCCGGCAACAAUAGCGGCUAGCCGGAGCGUGGAGAAGGCGCUCGAGGAGGCUUCAGCUAGCGGGGCUCUGAAUCUGUCCAACCGUAAACUGAAAGAGUUCCCCCGCACCGCCAGGAACUACGACUUAUCGGACGUUACGCAUGCAGACUUGUCCAAGAACUGCCUGUGCGAGCUGCCCGAGGAGCUGUGCCACUUCAUCUCCCUGGAGACGCUCAGCCUCUACCACAAUGGCAUGCGCUCGCUCUCCUCCGGCCUGGGGAACCUCCAGGCCCUCACCUACCUCAACCUCAGUCGCAACCUCUUGUCCACCUUGCCCCCGGCGGUGUUCCAGCUCCCCCUGCUACGCGUGCUCAUCGUCAGCAACAACAAGCUGUCGUCUCUGCCCGCCUCCAUACACACCCUCACGCACCUGCGACAACUGGACGCCAGCUGCAACGACCUGCAGGCCCUACCUGCAGAGCUGGGCCAGUUGGACAGCCUGAGGGACCUGAGCCUGAGGAGGAACCAGCUCACCUCUCUGCCUGAAGAGAUCUCCGAGCUGCCGCUGGUGCGCCUGGACCUGUCGUGCAACCGCAUCUCCCACGUGCCCGUGUGCUACCGCCACCUGCGCCACCUGCAGAGCUUCCUGCUGGACAGCAACCCGCUGCAGCUGCCGCCCGCCCAGGUCUGCUCCAAGGGCAAGUACCACAUCUUCAAGUACCUCAACAUGGAGGCCUGCCGGAGGAACCAGGAGGAGCUGGAGCGCCACAUGAGGCCCACCGGAUUCACCAGCUGCCUCUCGGAUCACGAGCUGUUCUCGGGUCAGUUCGGAGGCCUGGAUUCCGGCUUCAACAGUGUGGACAGCGGCAGUAAAAGAUGGUCCGGGAACGAGUCGGCGGACGACUUCUCCGAGCGGUCCCUCCGGGUGGCCGAGGUCGGCCGGGACCAGAAGAACCUGGCUGAGGAAGAGGAGGAGGAAGAGGCGGAGGCGCCGUCACGACCGGGGGCCCCGGCGGGUCGACUCCUCGCCCCCCUCCCCCCGGUGAACGGCGAGGCGGAGCAGGUGGACUUCAUCGACAGCAGCGUGACGGCGGAGGAAGAGGAGGACGAGGACAACCUCCCCACCCCUACUCUCGUGUCCGUAUCUCUGAUGGAAAAGAAGGAGGCGCUGUCUGCAUCCCAAACCCAGGACUCUGCUGCAUCAUGCAGGUCCAAUCUCCGGGUGGAGUUGGGCCCCGCCUCCUCAGGCCCCUCCUCCCCGUCCAGCCCCACCCUGGAGGAGAAGAGGCGGCCCAACACGCUGCUCAUCUGGCAGGAGAGGGAGCGCCAGCAGAGGGAGCGGGAGCGGUCCCGGGACGGCAUCUUGCUGAAGUCCUCGGCCAAAACAGGAAAUCAUGUGGCUUCAACACUUCAGACAGGAAACGGCACAGGUGGUGUGCAAGAGAACAGCCAUCCGCCAGGCCUCAGACAACGGUGUGCAAGUGCUGAACAGAUGUCUGCCAUACACCCCGCCACUCCCAUCCAGCGCUCUGCCAGUAGAACAGACAUGCCGUCCUCCCCCAAAACCUCCCCCCCGGGUGGGCUCACCCAGAAGCCCAACAGCUUCCUCUUCCGCGCCACCUCCCGCGGGAACGUCAAGCCCAACGGGUCCUUCCAGAACCUGGGGGAGUCCGGCCGGAGUGACUCCCGCACCACCCUGCGAGGACCGAGGGAAGAGAGGCCCGACGUCUCCAAGCUACGCAAGACACUGGAGUCCCGUCUGAAGGUCACCCUCCCUGAGGACCUGGGAGAGGCCUUGUCCAACGGCACCGUCCUCUGCCAGCUGGCCAAUCAGAUCCGCCCACGCUCCGUGGCCAUCAUCCACGUCCCGUCCCCCGCCGUGCCGAAGCUGAGCUCGGCCAAAUGCAGACUCAACGUGGAGAACUUCAUCACCGCCUGCCGCAAGCUGGGCGUCCCUGAGACGGAGGUGUGUGUGUGCUCCGACGUGUUUCUGUGCAAGCUGCCCGCCGUGCUGCGCAGCGUGGCCGCCAUGUUGGCCGCCGCCGCCCGGCAGGAGGGGGGGGGUCUGGAGGAGGAAGAGGGAGAGGGCGAGAGACCGGAGCCAGCGGACGGCGCCGCCGCCCUCCCCUCCUCCUCCCCCUCCGGCUGCUCCUCGCCGCCGCCCUCACUGCUCUCCCCAGGCUUCCUGCUCUUCUACUGUCUGCUCAUGGUCGCGCUCUACGCCCUCUACCGCCUCCUGGUGUAGAGGAGGCCCCGCGCAGAGACAGGGCUUAUGGACCUUAAUGUUAGGAACCACACGCACGCACGCACACACUGUUGUCAUCUUUUAUUACAUGUGCCCGUGUGUCUGGCUGAACGUCAUAGCCACAAAAAAUUAAUUGUCCGUCCGGCGCCUGGAAUGAACUGUAGGGCUGGAGCACGUCACACGCACACGCGCACACACACACACACACAGGGCUGUCACGCUGGGAAGGGAACGAUUGGUGGGUGAUUGUAUCUGGCCUGCACAUCCUCCACCACCACCCCCCCCCCCCCCCAGAAUCGAUAGAGCCAUAGAGAGAGGAAUGCGCUAUACAUGCGCAGUGGCACAUUUAAUCAAGGAUUUCACAUCGCAUAUGAGAAACAGUACGCUACAGUUGAAAGCUUUGACGAGACGGACACGUUAUUGUGUUUCCCAGCCCUGCCUUAGGCAAGCAUAGACAGACGCUACGUCUUACCGCACAGCAUGUCUUUAUUGCCGGACCGCUUGCGAAGAGAGGCUGAGAGUUAGCUGCUUGACGCAGAAGAAAAUGUGAAUGCGAGUUGUUUUUGAAGCCUCGAGAGAAGAAGGAAGUUGUAUAUGGGAUGUUUCUUUUUGUAUCCACAUACAGAGGUUAUGAGCACUCAGGUGGUUUCUUAUGUUUGACGCUACUCUAGGUAGAGGGACGAUUGUAUAGUGCCUCCUAUCCAAAGCGGACUAACCCACUGGCAGUUCAAUUUCUAGCUGCAAUUUGCGUUGUGACCAGCAGGGGGCGAUGUAGUUACGCCCCAAAGCUUAACAUGGCAAAUCCAAACUUACGGUACGUUUGUUCUUUGCUUGUGUGUCAGUUGUCAAUUCGACCUUUUUUUUUUUGUUGCUAGAAGUCUGUAUAAAUGUAAACAAAUUAAAUUAUUUUAUUUUUAUUUAUUUUUUACUGCUGCUUGGGGAAAAAGCAGAAGCCUUUGAGGCAGAUGUAUCUCUGUCAUGCCCCUUAACGUCUCCUUAAAACAUAAACAUUACACGUAGGUCAAAUGCAUGGGUAUUUAAUCAAUAAAAGUAGAAGAGAGAAUGUUUCAAUAGUUCAAUAAUUCUUUCAUAGUUCAUCAAAGGGCUUCUGCUUUUUGUUUUUAACAUUUUAUUUUGAAAAUGCUCUUAUAAGUGCUGUGAUGUUUGUGCAACAAUACAAACAUUUAUGUAUCUUGAAAAGGUAACAAUGCAUCAAAUCAAAUUCCUCAUAAUUUCAAAGAUGAAAUGUAUCCCAAGGUACACUUAAGGCCUUAGUAUUCAUACAUGAAAAUCAAACCACUCAAACUAAAUAUUCGUUUUUUUCCUUAAUGGGACAAACAUACAUUCUAUUUGGUUAAAUAAUAACCAAACACUUAACACCAGUCUUCUGGGUUGACCCUAACCCUAGAAGCACUGGCUAGUGCAGUUGCACCUUCUGAUUGGCUAAUAUUGUUCCAGCCGUGUUGUUCCACCUGCCAUUCAUGUGUGGCUGGCUUUCUGUUCCUGAGGUUUUAAUGCGAAAUAUUUGUAUCCACUUUUUAUACCUAUAUUGUGCAAAGGGAUCCAUAAAAUCUCUCGUCCCCCAUAAUGUGUACAGUAUAACCACUUCCUCCACCGUAAAUGGCCUGCUGUUAUAAGAUGGAACUUAUGUUUUAAAAUGGUUUUAUAAGUAUGAGACUGGAUGAACACCAUUACUCACCCACUGGCUUAGAGCAAACUAUAUUCGUAAUGACUAUGAUGGCAGAACAGAAAUACUGUUGUAUUUUAUAAUAUUUAUACAAUGGUCAUGUAAUUACUGAGAGUCGAGUUUAUACAAAUCUAUAUGUUUUUUUUCUCCCCCUUCUGUUGUAAAUAAUUAAAAACGUUGAACAUAAGAAGCUUC
Molecule: messenger RNA, 4379 nt
Organism: Gadus macrocephalus (Pacific cod)
Lineage: Eukaryota; Metazoa; Chordata; Actinopteri; Gadiformes; Gadidae
Gene: lrch4
Product: leucine-rich repeats and calponin homology (CH) domain containing 4
Exons: 17
Coding region: 248-2497 (749 amino acids)
Molecular function (GO): protein binding
Source: RefSeq, a predicted model, not a curated record